AUGACUGCACACAAGUUCAGCGUCAUCAUUGCGGGCGCUGGGCCUGUUGGUCUCUCAGCAGCCCACGCCCUUCGUCUCGCCAACAUCGACUUUCUCGUUCUCGAAAAGAGACAAAAUGUGGUCAUUGACGUUGGUGCUUCUAUAGCUGUUGGCCCUGCGAGCUUGCGGGUAAUUCACCAACUCGGCCUCUUGGAAAGCCUUUUGGAGGUCAGCCAUAGGUCGGAACGCAAAAAGGCGCUUACCAUUGAUGGCCGCAUCGUUAAGGAUACUCCGUUCUAUCAUCAUUUGAAAGAAAACACUGGCUUCACGUCGAUAGCAUUCAACCGCGUUGACUACUUGCGACUCUUAUAUGAAAGGCUGGGAAGCGAUAAGGCCAAGGUCCUGACGGGAAAGGAAAUCGUCGACAUUUCAAGUACCAGCUCUGGCGUUACGGUAAAGUGUGUCGAUGGAACUCUUUACGAAGGGUCAAUCGUGAUUGGUGCAGAUGGCGUCCACAGCAAAGUGCGCGGCAUAAUGCGUCAGAUGGCUAUUGAAGAACACCCGAAGAGAAGCUGGGACGCAGAACACCCUUACUUGACAACGUACAAGUGCCUCUGGUUUUCCACGCCUUCACUAGUCAGCGAGCAGAACCUAUCUGGAAGCCCGGAUAUGGCGGUUUAUGAAACAUACCACAAGGAUCACUCCAUCAUGUGCUUGAGUGGAAGGCUGCGUUGUUGGGUCUUUCUUUACAAAAAGUUACCGCAGCCGACGACGAAACGUCUCGCUUGUACCAAGGAGGAUAUGGAAGAAAUGAUGAAUAUGUUUGCAGAAUUCUAUAUAACUGAGGAUAUGAAGCCGUUGCUCAAGCACCGGACGGUAUACCCAGCACCCUCGACCUGA
This is a messenger RNA of Trichoderma gamsii, 879 nucleotides long. Its product is annotated as FAD binding domain-containing protein. Bases 1 to 879 code for a protein of 292 amino acids. Lineage: Eukaryota; Fungi; Ascomycota; Sordariomycetes; Hypocreales; Hypocreaceae. Gene Ontology annotation, molecular function: FAD binding. The record is from RefSeq and is a predicted model, not a curated record. The transcript is spliced from 3 exons.